Messenger RNA from Anisakis simplex (herring worm), 618 nucleotides. Lineage: Eukaryota; Metazoa; Nematoda; Chromadorea; Rhabditida; Anisakidae. The record is from the annotation of a GenBank genome assembly.
AUGAUCACCGCAAACGUACCAUCAGCAAAAAAGAUAAUCGUUCACGGGCCCGACAGUGGUUCGGGUGGUAUUCCGUCGCAGUUCCCAAUUCAUGAAGAUACCAUAUUUCAACAGCUGCUCACCGAUAGUAUCGAGUUUUUCAAUAUUCCCGAAAACGAAGUGGAAAAUUACUUUUUGGUGGAUACAAAAACGAAUCUAGUGCAUAUCCCGUCGUCGUUCGUCAGAGAUUUCUACUUUUUUCAUCGAUCGGUUUAUCCACAAAUCACCCUUCAAUAUAUCGAUCCAGAUGAGGCGCACAUUCGGAUGCGAGAAAUGGCAUUCACUCAGAAACUUAUCGAAAUGGGCAAAGUCCUACUGACGCAUAAUGCCCUCAAACACAGUCCUAAGACUGUGAUUCCUCAACGGAUCUUCUUUUUGCACGAUGAAUUCACACAUUUACCGUCGUUCCCUCGAAAAAGCUUGGAGGCUUGCUUUGGAAUGUACACUGGACCAAUGGGACCUGAACUGCAAACAAUGGAUGCAAUGCAUAAAUUCGUUUGGGCUCAGGUAAUGAGAACAACGUCACAAAAAACAUUCAUCUUCCCUUGUUGCAAUCUUUUCUUCGGAAUGGGAAUGUGA